UCAGGAUUGCCGCGCGAAUUCCACGCUCACUCACAUCUCAAACCCGAUUGCAAUCCACUUUAAUUUCCUACCCGGACAACAAACAGCUCCAUGAAGUUGGGAGGACACAUUACCGCAAGAAGUGGAGCUGAGACAAUUUACGAACUAGGCGUGAACGCUGCCUAACUGGGCGCCCCUCGCGAAUGGCGCCAGUGACCUUGAGUGGGAUCGAUAAUGAUCUUAAGGAUGUAAUUCAGCACCUUUUCGAAAUCCAAUCCGCCGUCCAUGGAUAUCUGGGCCCUGAAACACAGCAGGAGCUUGUGCGGAAAAUAAAGUCCUUAACGCUCUCCCUCUCAACCCUCUCCGAGCAUUCCCGCCCUGACCCGACUGCCUCCCCUUCCGAACCAUCCCUACGCAUAAAUGAUCCCGACCCGCCCCUCCAAUCCGUCCAACUUCCUCCAGAAAUCAUAGAUUACGUCGACGCAGCACGUAACCCGGAUAUUUACACGCGAGAAUUCGUUGAGCUUGUGCAACGCGGCAAUCAGGAUUUGAAGGGAAAGGCGGAAGCCUUUGCUAGUUUUCGGGAUAUUCUGGCACGGGAGAUGGCGAGCGCCAUGCCAGAGUGUAAAGGGGAGGUUGAGAGGGUACUGAGAGCUACUGGUGGAAGCACAACGGGCGGAGCAGGUUCACUGGAUGGAAAUACGCAGCGUAAUGCCGAUGUGAGCAUGAGUGGCGGUAUGUCCGGGAAUGGGGAUAAUAAUAAGAAUGGGGGUGGGAGCUGAGCGUCGUCCUUGUUGGUGCCAAAGGAUUAUGUUUCAAGGCAAGUUUUUACCGGACUGUGGCCGGAUUGUUUUGAUGCGGCCCACGGGCGUUGUGAGUGGGUGGUCCCGAGAGACUUUCCAUUAUUGACUAGUUUUGGACUGCUCUAUGGGUAUCUGGAUUGGAUACUUUCGUCGUGUGCUCCGUACGUAGGACUGCGUCCGCAGUAUGAUGUUUUUCACCUUCUCUGUCUAGUUCCCUGCUGAGCGUAACUUGUCGCAAGAAGCCUGCUUUCCACGCCACAGGUGCAUAUUGAUUGGGUUUUUGAACUCCCCACGACCGAGCGCCCUAGGCCCACGACACACUUCCAGAACGACUGUAUCCAGCUUUCUCUGAGAAGGAAAAAAUAAAAACAAAGGGUAAAAAGCAAAUAAAGAUACAAAAGAAGAAAAUGAAAAAAGAAAAGAAUAUGGAUGCUUGCAACUUGUAUUCGGACGUGACCGCUUCUAUUAUUC
Blastomyces gilchristii SLH14081 is the source of this 1253-nucleotide messenger RNA. RefSeq names its product AP2-associated kinase. Lineage: Eukaryota; Fungi; Ascomycota; Eurotiomycetes; Onygenales; Ajellomycetaceae. The transcript has 3 exons. The record is from RefSeq and is a predicted model, not a curated record. Gene Ontology annotation, biological process: regulation of transcription by RNA polymerase II. Gene Ontology annotation, cellular component: mediator complex. Gene Ontology annotation, molecular function: transcription coregulator activity. The coding region runs from base 183 to 761 and encodes 192 amino acids.